UUAUUUUCUCUUUCUAGUACUACCACCUUACUCCAACUAUAGCCAUGCAUUCAAGAAUGCCUUUAUUCCUUUGUAUCCUUGUUAUGCUCCUAUCCAUAUCUCAAUCCAAAGCCCAACCAAGUUUCUUAUACCAUUUCUGUAUGAAUCACAACGGUAAUUACACUGCUAACAGUACCUACCAGAACAACCUCAACACCCUUUUGUCUAACCUCUCUUCCAACACAAACAUUGACUAUGGCUUCUACAAUUUUUCUUAUGGCCAAGAUAGUGACAGAGUUAACGCAAUUGGUCUGUGCAGAGGAGAUGUUAAGCCAGAUGCUUGCCGCAGAUGCUUCAAUGAUUCCAGAGUCCUUCUCACACAAAUAUGUCCAAAUCGGAAAGAGGCAAUUGGGUGGUAUGACAACUGCAUGUUACGCUACUCCAACCGCUCAAUAUUCGACACCUUAGAAACUUCUCCUGGUUUCUACAAGAGUAAUGGUAAUAAUGCAACAGAUGUUGAUCAAUUCAAUGAAGUAUUGAGGAACUUGCUAGAAAGCCUCAUAAGCAAUGCUUCGCUAGGGGACUCCAAGCGUAAGUUUGCUGCAGCAAAUGUAUCAGGACCAGCCUUUCAAACUAUAUGGGGUCUUGUGCAGUGUACCCCUGACUUGUCAGAACAAGAAUGCAGUAAAUGCUUGGUCGGGGCAAUCUCAGAAAUUCCACAAUAUUUUGAUGGCAAGAUAGGUGGUAGAAUUGGAAGACCCAGUUGUAACUUCAGAUAUGAGAUAUACCCCUUCUACGACUCUACCAACGUUGUAAUACCACAAGCACCAGCACCGAAGGUGUCUGCUCUUCCUCCUUCGUCAAAAGAUGUCUCUUCCACAGAAGGAAAAAGCAACACAUCUCGAACUGUAAUAGCUAUAGUUGUGUCAAUUAUUGCCGUUGUCACACUAGUAGCCCUUAUUUGCAUCUAUUUAAGAAUAAGGAGGUCGCGGAAACAAAUUCUAGAAAAUGAUGAUGAAAUUGGAUCAGCAAAGACGUUACAAUUGGACUUUGCCACAAUUGUGGCUGCUACCAACAACUUUUCUGAUGCAAAUAAGCUGGGACAAGGAGGAUUUGGACCUGUUUACAAGGGUAUGCUCUCCAAUGACCAGGAAGUUGCAGUGAAAAGGUUGUCAAGGAAUUCCCUCCAAGGAGACAUAGAGUUCAAGAAUGAAGUGCUCUUAGUGGCCAAGCUUCAGCACCGAAAUUUAGUUAAGCUACUUGGAUUUUGUUUGGAAAGAAGAGAAAGGCUACUAGUGUAUGAAUUUGUUCCUAAUAAAAGCCUCGAUUUCUUCAUAUUUGAUCAAAUCAGACGUGGGCAAUUGGAUUGGGAAAAACGAUACAAAAUCAUAGGAGGCAUUGCUAGAGGCCUUCUAUACCUUCACGAGGAUUCACGAUUGAGGAUUAUUCACCGUGAUCUGAAAGCAAGUAAUAUUUUGUUGGAUGCAGAAAUGCAUCCUAAAAUAUCAGAUUUUGGUAUGGCAAGAUUAGUUGAAGUGGAUCAAACUCAGGAAAAUACAAAUAGAAUUGUUGGAACCUAUGGAUAUAUGGCUCCAGAGUAUGCCAUGCAUGGACAAUUUUCAGUAAAAUCUGAUGUUUUUAGUUUUGGUGUAUUGGUUCUAGAGAUUGUAAGUGGCCAGAAAAAUAGUUGGGCACGUAGAGGGGAGAAUGUAGGGGAUUUACUAACCUUUACUUGGCAAAACUGGAGGGAAGGGACAGCCUCAAACAUUGUUGAUCCAGCAAUCACUGAUGGUUCGAUAAAUGAAAUGAUGAGAUGUAUCCACAUUGCGUUGCUUUGUGUUCAGGAAAAUGCAGCUGAUAGACCAACCAUGACUUCUGUCGCACUUAUGCUUAACAGCUACUCUGUUACUCUUCCAUUGCCCUCACAACCUGCUUUCUCUAUUGAUAGCAGAAAUUUAUCAGUGAUUCAAUCAGAAGAGAAUGAUUCAGAGGCAGGAAGAUCAGAGGAAUCAAAUAUUCAAUCUCUCCAAGCUUCAGUAAAGGAGUCUUCGAUCACUAAGCCAUUUCCUCGCUAGCUAGAGUUUAUUCAUCAAAGUCACACUUGUAGACUUCAUUCUUCAUAGUUACCAAUUUCUUUUUUCUUUUUUUCUUUUUUAAAUUGUACCCAUUACCCGGAAUAAUCUGUGUAUCUUCUCCGAAUCUCCGGUGAGGAACUUUUAGUAAGAGAUUCACAAACGUAGUUGAAACGUAAUCAACAUCUUGGAAAUGAAAAUAGACAAAAUAAAACAUGUGUUAUUUUAAAAUGAUCA
Molecule: messenger RNA, 2288 nt
Organism: Cajanus cajan (pigeon pea)
Lineage: Eukaryota; Viridiplantae; Streptophyta; Magnoliopsida; Fabales; Fabaceae
Product: cysteine-rich receptor-like protein kinase 15
Biological process (GO): protein phosphorylation
Cellular component (GO): plasma membrane
Molecular function (GO): protein serine/threonine kinase activity; ATP binding
Source: RefSeq, a predicted model, not a curated record